Molecule: messenger RNA, 462 nt
Organism: Sphenostylis stenocarpa
Lineage: Eukaryota; Viridiplantae; Streptophyta; Magnoliopsida; Fabales; Fabaceae
Source: the annotation of a GenBank genome assembly
AUGAGGAGUGAGGCACGAUCUGAGAGGUGUUUGGGUGGUUGUAGCGAGGCUUGGGUGGCUCGCGGGCACAACAAUGGUAAGGGUGAGGGAGAAGGGUUUGCUACCGGAAAAAGGGGAAUGGAUGAAUGGAUGAGGUGGAGAGGACGGAGAUUAGGGCUGGAUUCACUGUGGUUGGUGAGACGGUGGGAAUGGAGGUUAAGGGCAAAGGUAGCGGAGAUGGGACACAGGCGUACUGCCUUGGAUGUUGUCCGCAGUGGAUGCUUGCUACAGGUUUGGGGUGAUGCGAAGAGUGAAGGUGAAGGGAUGGAGGGGAGCAAAUGUGAGGUAGAAGUGGGUGUCGCUGUGGUUGAGGGAAAAGAGGGGAGGUUUCUACGUGCUUCUCUUCUCUCUCAUGUCAAGACUACUGGAAAUGCGGGUGCAAGAGUAGCAUGUGGUAUCAUUGGACUGCAGUCAUCUGUUUAG